Molecule: messenger RNA, 999 nt
Organism: Strongylus vulgaris
Lineage: Eukaryota; Metazoa; Nematoda; Chromadorea; Rhabditida; Strongylidae
Source: the annotation of a GenBank genome assembly
AUGAUACUUCUAGAAAUCCUACAUGAAGACUUUGGACCUUUCCUAAGAGCCUUGCACUAUACCGAAAUAGUUCUAGAACCUACCGUCACCAUGCCUUCGAUUGGAAGUGGUGCAAUCACGGACGAGAAGCUUGAAAAGUGCCCACUGUGCGAACGACGUGUUCCAGCUGCAAGCCUAACUGCGCACAUCCAGAACGAGCAUACAGGAGGCGGUGGCAUGUCCGUAUCGCAAGCUCCUACGUCUCCGUCGCUCGAGUGCAAAUUCUGCCCCUCGACAUUCAAAGAUCAGAUGGAGCUGCAUUUGCAUCAGAUCAAUCAGCACACGGUUGAAUUGCUGCAGCAGACGCAAACACAGCAAAUGGAUGCGAAGAAAACAUCCACGGACUCAAACGCAUCCAUCUUGCGAUGCAUGCGAUGUCAGUACACCACCCGUGAUCCUAGAAAUUUGGAGAUGCAUGUGGAACGUCACGAGCGGAUGAAUGAAGCGACGAGAGAGGCUAAUGCUGAGCUGUCCACAGAUGCGGCACUACGCGCCACUACUGAAGCAGCGCUGAAAAUGAUGGUAGCCAACCAGUUGGAACCAGACAGCGUAAAGUGCUCACUAUGUGAUGUGAAAUGCCCGGAUGAAGCAACUCUAGAGGCUCAUUCUGCAGUUGCACAUAAUGGCCUGAAUCUGACGGUCAGAAAGGAGAAGAAAGAUGGGGAUGAUGUGGAAACGGAUAAGGCUGCGAAUGAAAGGAAUAGUCAUACGAGCGGAUCGAUGUCACCAUCUGGCGAAUCUCUCCCUGAAGGUUUCGGUAAACCAGACAGCGGGUCCUGCGAGGAGAAGCACGUAAUGCAGUCGUUUGUAUUGCGGUGUAGAGAAGAUGCAUCAGGAGCGUUCCUCUCCGAGAUGAUCGCUCACCUUCCCGUCCGAACAUUGGUCUCACAACCCACGCGGGUCUCGUUCGAGUUGGUCCCACACCAGGUGGCGGGUGGCGGAGACUCGAAUCCGUUCUGA